Molecule: messenger RNA, 2400 nt
Organism: Phytomonas sp. EM1
Lineage: Eukaryota; Euglenozoa; Kinetoplastea; Trypanosomatida; Trypanosomatidae
Source: the annotation of a GenBank genome assembly
AUGUCACAGGGCAGGGAAGGGGGUCUGGCGGUGGUCGUGCAGAGUCUCAUGCGGGCUCCAGAGGUGGUGGCCGGUCGCGCCCGACGGGCCUCCACGCAGGCGAGGCACCCACGAGAGGGAGACGUCCCACGUCUCCUUGGCGAACCCCUCACAGAAGAACCCGACGUAGAGGACGACCGCACGAGCUACGUGGAGCUCCGCGUGAUGGCGACAAACGCGGCCACGCGGUUCAUCGAGGAAGUCUCUCGCACGGACGGGAAUCGGGUCCGCUGCGUGGAGCUUGGCGGGGAGGGUGAAGAGGGGGGUGCGACCGCCGCCGCUGCGGAGGUUCGGGCCGCGCUGCAGGAGCAUCGGGUUCGGUGGCGGCUUGGUGUCGCCGUGGACGUCUCUGCGGGCGUGUUUUUGGAGCGUCGCGCGCGGGGCGGCGCGGUGCACUUCGCCAAGAUGUUUGCCUAUCACCUGACCAAUAUCCUGAAGUCGAUUGACAGUAAGGAAGAGGACGACGUGGGUGGCACGCGCCUGCUUCCGCAGAUUUCUUUUUUCUUGUUCGAUCUGCGUGCGAUUGGGCUAGACGACGAGGACGGCUGGUGGCUCGUGGAGUCUGUGAUGCGUCAGGUGCGUCUUGCGUGUAGGUACGGUAAAGAUAAGGAGCCGCCCGUUGGUGGCGGCGCGACCGACGUGGUGGCGUUCUUCCGCUCGCUACAAAAUGUCCUCCUUGGCGGCAACCGACUUCGCAUCGCCGGCGCUGUGAUGAUCCUUCAGUCGCUGUUAGGUUUCGAAGCUCUGCUGCGUUCGCCACGCACCACCCAUCACCAAAAGAUGGAAAAGGAAAGAGAAGCAGCAGAAAAUGUAACGCUUAGUCAGCCGCAGCGACGGUUGUUGCCCUACCUCAGCCUCGUAGAUCUUCGGUGGAAUGAUCUUACAAUGGAGGAAACGAGGCAGUUCCUCGCACCCAUGGUUGACGAAUUCGGAGAGGAUGGACUCGUCAUCAUUACAAGUCUUCACGGCGCGGGAGGUCGUCCAAAGACGUCUCGCCGUAGCGGCCUGAAUGAAACGCUCACACCCAGGUCGGAUCUCACGGCAGCAAUGGACUCCAGAGCGGAUGAUGACAGCUAUGUGGCAUCGCCCGCCCCCCACCCUAUUCGUCAGGCAACGGUAGAGAUGUCCAUAAAUCGUGAAAGCGAAUUCAGUGCAGAUAAGGGGUAUUUAGACGACAAAUUGUGGUGGUCUGGCGGCAAUCAUUCUGACAGGAAGGAAGCAGCACAGAGGCACCCCCGCACGGCGGACGACGAGCGGAGUUGCGCGAGCGGUGAUAAAAACCUCCCCCAAGGGCGAUCCCACCCACAAGGGGAACAAGGAGUAGAUCACGACGACGAUGAAACCCGCCGGCUCUGCGAUCUUGAGCGAUUCGCGCUGUCAAAUACGCAAAGACCACUUGGGGGCGAGGAGGCAGUUGUUGCGGCAGAUUCAAUCCGCUUGGAAUCCCCUGUGGCGAUGGAUAAGGGUGAGGUUUAUCUUAAAAAUCCCGUCAUCAAAGGUGGGGAACGGAAAACGUUAGAAGAGGAAGAAGGGGAAGGGAGAGGAGAGGUGCUUUCGCUCUCGCCGUUGCCGUCGGCGCCCUUCAUCGCUCUGAGAGAGCUGACGUCGCCUGAAAACCUCACCGGUUUGGUGUUAGAACUAUCCCCGAGCGAUCCCGUGGUGCCGGCGCGGUCGUCGUGGCGGCGGCGAGCACCAAGCAGUAAUGAUCUUAAUAAUGAUGCCGACAAGGGUUCCCUGCCCUCCACGCGUGGUACCUCCGCGAUUAUGGUCUCGUCUGCAUCCCUUUCGUAUCUUAGGGUAUCGCCGAGUACGGUGCGAUCGGCACUGACGACACCGCGGGAGCGGUGCUAUCGAAGCAGCGUCCGCACGGACGACAGCGGCGGCGGCCACCGACAGCGGCGACAUGAUGAAGGGGCGUUUCCCUCCCGUCGAUUAACGUGGACGACGCCGAGGAAAGGCGAAACCCCCAUGAAGACCCCUUCCAGGAAGGAUGCUGCCCUCGCGCGGGGCCGCACGCCCCCGUCGAAGACGACUUUAUCAUCCCCUGCGACGUCCACCGUCGCCUCCUCCUCACCGUCACCGCAGGGGGUGCAAAAACACGCGGGAAUCCCUUCACACGAGCGCAGCCAAUUGAACGGAUCCACAUCAACCAACCAACCCCCGGCGAGCGCAGGAGGAAGAACAAAGAGGCGAGAUGCCUCUUUCAACGAGCCAAUGAAACGAAAGAUCGCCACGUCGAUGGUAGCGGCGGCACAUUCGUCGGUUUCCGUUGCGGAGGAGGAGGCCACUCUGCUGGAUUGGUGGCCGCUUCCGCUCAUUCACCGCGUGCUACGUACGGUGCGUCCAUCGCAUCGCUCUUAA